This is a messenger RNA of Phragmites australis (common reed), 2280 nucleotides long. RefSeq names its product pentatricopeptide repeat-containing protein At1g11900-like. Gene Ontology annotation, molecular function: protein binding. Lineage: Eukaryota; Viridiplantae; Streptophyta; Magnoliopsida; Poales; Poaceae. The record is from RefSeq and is a predicted model, not a curated record. The coding region runs from base 178 to 1314 and encodes 378 amino acids. The transcript has 2 exons.
AAGCAUUUCCGCAAACACCUGCCGUGCCCGUGCGAGCCGCCCCCAAAGCCUAAACCCCGAAAACCACAGAGCGGCGCGGAUGCCCUCCCGCCGCCCGUCGUCGGAUGGCCUCGGCGCAAGCAAGCGCGGCGGCACGAGGUAGAGAGAGAGAGCCUGUGCGACUCUUGUUCCAUUCAGAUGUGGCGGUUCCCCCCGGCCGUGGCGCUCCUCCGACGCUCGCUCGCCUCCUCCGCGCUCCUGCCCGCUCCGAGGUGUUUGAUGGCUGCCUUGCUCCUGGAGGAACGGCCCAUUACACACGUGAGUUCAGCCAUGACUGUGCGGUACCUCCAACGGUGUUGUGCGGCUGAUGGUGACGGGGAUGAGGCCAUUGAGGCCUUUAAUCGGGAUUGUUCGACCACCUCAGGCAAUGGUGCUUCAGAUGACCCAGCAUGUACUGCUUAUCUUGAGAAGCUCUGCAGAUCUGGCAACCUCGCAGGUGCUGUUCGGAUUCUGCGGCAUUUGCGUGAUGAGCAGAUCCAUGUUGAUCUGCACACGUAUAAUAUGUUACUGCAGCAAACAGCUGAAGCAAACAACUUUACUCUUUGUGCCAAGGUAUUCAGGUGCUUGCUGCUUUCGAAAAUUGCUCCGGAUUUGACUUCAUACAUGAAUGUUGCAAAGGCCCUCCAGAAGUUGGAUAACUGUGAACUGAUACUCAACUUCGUAAGGGAAAUUUUAGAAAUCACACAUGACAGAGAUUCUACAGUGAUGAACCGCCUUAUUUUUGCCACAGCUAAAUAUGGACACGUGGAUAAAAGUUUGACCAUAUUUGAAGAGUUGAAGAAAGAACAGAGUAGCUUGGAUGUCGUCACGUUCAACACUAUUUUGAAUGGGCUAGGGAAAGCUGGUCGGGUGGAUCAAAUGCUUCAUGAGGUGAAGCUAAUGGAAGAACUUGGCCAUUCUCCUGACAUUGUGACAUACAAUACAAUAAUAAACUGCCUGCGGAGGCUUGGUAGAUUAGAUCUGUGCAAAAGAUUCACUGGAGAAAUGCUUGAGAAGGGCAUCACUCCAGAUUUGAGAACAUACACUGCUCUAGUUGAUAGUUUUGGCCGGGCUGGCCUUAUUACUGAUGCCCUUGAAAUGUUUGAGAAGAUGAAACAGUCACAUCAACCUUCAGUUUAUGUGUAUCGUGCACUAAUCAGCGAUUUGAAAAAGGCUGGGCAGUUUGAACUAGCAGAAAAGUUCUCUGAAGAGAUGAAUUCAAGUGCCUCAGAUUUAUUACGCCCUGAAGAUUUCAAGCAAAAGAAUAAGGGAAGAAGGUUCAGGAAAAACGGCUAAAAAGGCCCUGAGUGAUUUUUGAGGCGUGAAUAUUCCCUUUUCCCACGCCAUAUGAGCAUCCAUAAUUCCAUACUGCUAGACAUUUCGGGAUAACUUGAAAUAUUUCAAAUGAUAAAAGCAUGAUGAUUAGGAAGAUAUACAAGGAUCUCGGGGCGAUAGGAACUGUAGUCCUGAAUGAAAUAUGGCUGGCUGCAGGAUGCUUUUUAUCUCUAGCAAUGCAUGAGAAGUAUUUUCGAGAUUCACCAAGGGCUGAGAAGACCUGGAAAGCUGUAUCUGUGACUCAUUGAUCUCUACGUAACUUGUGCACGCACUCGAGUCGACAGAGAGCUGAUGACCAACCGCGGGACUUCUUCGAGACAUGUGACUAUCAUGCGAAACACAUCUGCUUUGUGGGACUGUUGAAAUUAGUGUUGUAUUGCUCUGCGCUUCUGGAUGUAGAACUGCAGCUUCUGUCAUUCCUGUUCAGGGCCAAGGAAAAUAAGUUGAAUCCUGGGUCAGGAGUUUAUAUUUGUGAGUCGCUAGGCAUGAAACAUAGACAUGGUUCUUUUGUUUUUUCGUUUCUUUUGCCAUGCAGUCAGCAGCCAAAAAGUAUCGAGUCGGGCUGCACUGGCUGAUGCUGAACGGGAUGUAGAACCGGUUCGCCGGAGUGGUGGCGAGAUGCUCGCGACGGCACGAUGUACGAGUGAGUCCGAUAAGCUUAGUGUGGUGACUCACACACGAGGACAGUAAAACCAGGCGCCGAGCCAUCGCUCUCCGGAGAUCGAGCCCCCACAGACCAAAGCUCGGUACUUCUCCCUCGGCGGCGGCGGCGGGCUGGCGCCUGGAGCGGUCGUCAGGCAUGCGCCCAUAUCUCCCUUUAGAUUAGGGAAUAUGGAACUCCUACACUCCAUGCGCCCAUAUCUCGCUUCAGGAGAACCUUCAAUCCAACGUCUACAGCGGCGUAAGCUCGCCGGAGCUCCGCCGCCG